Racocetra persica is the source of this 306-nucleotide messenger RNA. Lineage: Eukaryota; Fungi; Glomeromycota; Glomeromycetes; Diversisporales; Gigasporaceae. The record is from the annotation of a GenBank genome assembly.
AAGCAAUUACAGUAAUGGAGAAUCAGCAAUGCAUAAUUAGUGUGUGUACUAAAGCUCCUGGACAAUGUAUGAGAAAGGUUACAGACUGGAUCUUGAGAAGUGCUCAAGACAAUCAAACCUUACCAGCAUAUUUGAAAGUCGAUGAUAUAGUUUGUCAAUGGUGUUAUAAUAGAAUCAUUGUUCACCCUUCAGUUGUAAUGAAAGAGCAUACAAAGGUGACUUAUAGUGUUCGAUCUAGUAUAACAGAUGCAACUAUCAAUGCACUGGCGGAACUUGGCAUUACAUCAACAUCUCAAAUAGUUUGGC